Rotaria sp. Silwood2 is the source of this 828-nucleotide messenger RNA. NCBI's taxonomy places the organism in Eukaryota, Metazoa, Rotifera, Eurotatoria, Philodinida, Philodinidae. The record is from the annotation of a GenBank genome assembly.
AUGACUUUAUUGAGAUCCAGUAAUGGCGACGAAGUUUUUAACAAAAAUCAGACUCGUGUUGGUGAAAUUGAUACAUUAAAUGAAAAAUAUCAAGCACAAGCAUCAAUUGAAGCUCGUUGGCUAGUUGAAUUAGCCGAUUUAUUCUCAAUUCUUCCACAUCCCGAUCAAUGCAAUUUGAAUGAUGGAAAAAUUAUAUCUCUUGUCGAUUAUACCAGUUCACAUUGGCACCCUCAGUUGUUUAUAGAAAAUGCACUUGGAGAUAUGAAAGAGCAAAUAAGAUAUAGUGCAAAGAAAAUAUCGAACGAUCAAGCUUGCAUAUGUGAACAUCGUGAAAUCAAAGGAUUUUUUUGGGAAAAACUUGAAUUGAGUCAUUUCCCAUGUGAUAUUCAAGAACUAACGAUUUCUAUUGGUUCAAUGCUAUAUGAUGACCAAGUAAUACUGAUUCCAGAUCCAUAUUAUGACAGUGGAGUAAAUCGUGAAGCAUUCAUCGAUCAACAAGAAUGGUUAUUGUAUGAACGUGUCAAUGCAAAGCAACGCUUUGUUAAAGAGUUUUUUCAUAAUAAUAGUGGCGAUGAACAUAUCGACAUGGACUCGAACGAGGGGCGAAUACGUUCAUUGGUGUCUGUAUCAUGUCAUGCAGCACGUAGGUCCGAUUAUUUCUUUUGGAAUGGCUUCUGUCUGGUUUUUCUUAUUACUAUUUGUGGUUUUUGCAUCUUUGCAAUGCCUCCCAAUCUUCCUCAAAAUCGUCUUCAAACUAGUGCUACUCUACUUCUAACUUCCAUCACUUUUCGUUGGACUGUAAAUCGAUCUCUGGUGAGUAGACAUUAG